GGCGGCUGCAGCUGCGGCGGUGGCUUCAGAGGCCCCGGGGUCCUUGCAGGUUGUGGAAGAGGACCCCGAUCCCCUUCUUCCUCAGGUCAUAAGAAGCUGGCCUUGGUGCAGUAAGGAACUUAAAACAAUGGAGGAGCGCAAAGUGAAGAGGAGGAGUCCUAAGUCUUUUAGUGCCCACUCUACUCAGGUUGUUAAUGCCAAAAAAAAUGCCAUUCCAGUUAGUAAAAGCACGGGGUUUUCAAAUCCUGCAUCACAGUCAACUUCACAGCGACCAAAGUUAAAAAGAGUGAUGAAAGAAAAGACCAAACCUCAGGGUGGAGAAGGCAAAGGCGCUCAGUCAAGCCCGAUCCAGCACUCCUUCCUCACCGAUGUCUCUGAUGUCCAGGAGAUGGAGAGGGGGCUCCUCAGCCUUUUGAAUGACUUCCACUCUGGAAAACUCCAAGCAUUCGGAAAUGAAUGUUCCAUUGAACAGAUGGAACAUGUUCGGGGAAUGCAGGAGAAAUUAGCUCGCUUGAAUUUGGAGCUCUAUGGGGAGCUAGAGGAACUUCCUGAGGAUAAGAGAAAAGCAGCCAGUGACGCCAAUCUGGAUAGGCUUCUGUCUGAUCUAGAAGAAUUGAAUUCGUCCAUAAACUCUAGAGCUGCACUGUCCAAUAUGGCAGCCACUAGCCAAGUAACUACUGAGCACAUGAAGUGUUGGCAACAUGGAUUGACAUGUGCUUUAAGUAAAAUGUGCACACCUGAUUUCAAAGAUUUAGAAUGAAAAGAUGUAAACUAUCUCAAUAUUUUUAUGAUUA
This is a messenger RNA of Eubalaena glacialis (North Atlantic right whale), 794 nucleotides long. RefSeq names its product coiled-coil domain containing 28A (gene CCDC28A). The transcript is spliced from 6 exons. The record is from RefSeq and is a predicted model, not a curated record. NCBI's taxonomy places the organism in Eukaryota, Metazoa, Chordata, Mammalia, Artiodactyla, Balaenidae. Bases 128 to 760 code for a protein of 210 amino acids.